Messenger RNA from Triticum turgidum subsp. durum (durum wheat), 1164 nucleotides. Lineage: Eukaryota; Viridiplantae; Streptophyta; Magnoliopsida; Poales; Poaceae. The record is from the annotation of a GenBank genome assembly.
AUGACCACGCACACGCCAGAGUUCCUUGGGCUAAGGAAUGGCACUGAGUUCUGGAGCCAAGCUGACUACGGGAAGGGAGUCAUCAUCGGGCUGCUCGACAGCGGCAUCUAUGCGGCGCACGCUUCCUUCAACGACCAUGGUGUUCCACCACCACCCACAAGGUGGAAGGGCUCGUGCGACGCGGCCCAGUGCAACAACAAGCUUAUUGGUGCCAAGUCACUGAUUGCGGGUGAUGACUCUGACGACGAAGAGGGGCAUGGAACACACACCUCAUCCACAGCCGCCGGAAACUUCGUAACCGGUGCAUCAUACAAUGGUGUGGGCACUGGCACUGCGGCCGGAAUUGCCCCGAGCGCCCACAUUGCCAUGUAUAAGGUAUGUGUUGCUCGUGACUGCAAGUCAUCUGCCAUACUGGCCGGCCUAGAAGAGGCCAUCAAGGAUGGGGUGGACGUACUCUCGCUCUCCCUUGGCAGCAGCACAAGCGCUAGCUUUGAUCAAGACCCCAUAUCUAUUGGCACGUUCAGUGCCGUGUCCAAGGGCAUCCUCGUGGUGUGCGCCGCUGGCAACAGUGGUCCGGCUCAACGCUCUGUCACCAACGAAGCACCCUGGUUGCUCACGGUCGCCGCUAGCUCCGUGGACCGGAGCUUUGGCGCCAACAUCCAUCUCGGCAAUGGGAAGAGCAUUGACGGAGAAGCACUUACCCAGAUAGCGAAUCCAAGCUCAGAGUUGCACUCUCUCCUUUACUCCGAGGAAUGGCGAUACUGCAAUUAUGACUAUGAUAGUAGCAUCACAUGUAAGAUCCUUGUUUGCAAGGACAAUAAGUCGAGGGCUCAAUUGUCCGAAAUCCGCAACAUCGUGGGCGCUGGCGCGGCAGGCGUGGUGUUGUUCAAUGACGAAAUCAGCGGCUACACCACCAUUGUUACAGAUUACAACUCCAGUGUUGUACAAGUGACUGCGGCCGAUGGCGAGGCCCUCAUAGCUUACAUCGUGUCGACGAACAAUAGCUCUUUGGCGUCUCUUGCGUACAAUGGUACAAAGUUUGGCGUCCGCCCUGCCCCAGUCGUGGCUUCGUUUUCUUCCCGGGGACCAAGCUCAUUUGCCCCCAACAUCCUAAAGCCGGACAUACUGGCACCGGGCCUCAACAUCCUUGCUGCUUGGCCAUAA